Molecule: messenger RNA, 771 nt
Organism: Colletotrichum acutatum
Lineage: Eukaryota; Fungi; Ascomycota; Sordariomycetes; Glomerellales; Glomerellaceae
Exons: 2
Coding region: 400-771 (123 amino acids)
Source: RefSeq, a predicted model, not a curated record
CUGGAACAAAUAAUCAAUUAUCCUUUCUCUGCCUCAUCUGAAAAGCACGGAUUUGCUCUCGCCGCAGCGCUCUGCAAUAGGGAAUUACUGGGUCAAACAUGAGACGAGGCGCGCCAAAGCAUCGGGUUCGAUCCGAACUUUAUCGAAUUAGUUCGUCUCAUCGCAAUCUUUCGAGAUGGUAUCGGGGAAAACGCUCGUGGUUUGAUGCCGAGCCGUUGGCAUGACUCCCGUCAUGAACUGCCUGCCGACGUUAUAUAUAUGGAUGUCAAAGACGAAGGGAAUUACACGUCAGCCUAGUCUUUCAGCCUUCAACGCCAGUCACUCAUUCGCUCGUUCACUACUUGCUCAAGUCUCCGACUUCGAUUCACUCUUUCGAAACUCUUUCCUCGCCAACUCAACAUGAAGUUCUCACUCGUCCCCGUGGCCAUUGCCCUCUUCUCUACUGCCUACGCCGCUCCCAGCGCGCCUGCCACUGAAAACGCCGAGCUCGUCGCUCGCGGCAACUGCCCCGCCGCCCAGGACUGCGCGUGCACGGCCAAGUUUGACAAGUACGCCAACCCCAAAGAGUAUGGCUCUACCGUCUCGGCCCGCAUCUCUGGCGCGGACCGAGGGCUGACGACUUCGGACUGGCGCGGCGCCAACGGCUACGGCAGCUCCUCUCUGUGCAGAGUCACGGUCAACCGUGUGUGCGGCAACUGCAGGGCCUGGAAGACGACGACGGACAAGUGCGGAUACUACAGCCUGUCCGAAUUCAGCUGUGUCAACGCUUAA